Molecule: messenger RNA, 1846 nt
Organism: Paramormyrops kingsleyae
Lineage: Eukaryota; Metazoa; Chordata; Actinopteri; Osteoglossiformes; Mormyridae
Source: RefSeq, a predicted model, not a curated record
UCUUUUGCACAGCAUCUACGCGGAAGAAGCAGCCGAAAAUUUCUCCUACAGAGCAAGCUGUUCGCGAUGGGCAGCCACCUGAGAAGUAGUGUGGCUCAUCAGAAGCCAGUGUGCAGAACACAUGACCCUGAGGGGACCAGACAGAGUGAGAGCCGACUGGCACGAGGGAGGAGAGUGCAGAGAGUUAGAGAGAGGCUUGAUAAGAAGGCGGCAGAGGCUUUACACCAGUGGGAGUGUGGAGUCGCGUAUGCUUGUGCUGGGAUGGUGCGUCGUGGGCCUUGGGGCUGCAGAGGCCCACUUUGGAAGCGAAGGGGCAGUAUGGUAGUUUGCCUGAUGGCGCUGCUCUGCAGCCUGUCCAUUCUCUUUCUGGAUACCAUCGAGUCCUGGUCUGUUGCCCUAGGUAGGAAUAAGGCGGCCGUAGGGCCGUGGGUAGGGCAUCCCUACGGCACUGUGAAGAGCCCCCCUGAUGAUUACCUCCUGAUGCCCAGCCCACUUGUCUGCCAGCGUGCCAAGCCCUUCCUCAUCACCAUGGUCAUCAGCGCACCCCAUCACCAACAGGCUCGACAGGCCAUCCGGGACUCCUGGGGGGGCGAGACCCUGGUAAGGGGUCUGCGGGUCAUGACUUUCUUCAUGGUGGGCCAGACCAAUGACCCAGUACUCUCCCAGCGGCUUGAGGAAGAGGCCCAGGAUCACAGAGACAUUAUACAAGGUCUGUUCCUGGACACCUACUCCAACCUGACUCUGAAAACCCUCUCCAUGCUCAGCUGGGUCCAGCGCUUCUGCGAGCAGGCGCCUUAUGUUGCCAAGGUGGAUGACGAUGUCCUGUUCAACCCUGGCACCCUGCUGCGCUAUCUGAACAAGAGCCAUAGUGCGGAGAGUGAGCUGUACCUGGGCCGCGUUCACAUGCGGGUGGCCCCCAAGCGCAACCCCACCAGCAGACACUACCUGCCUGCCGCAGCCUACACCCCAGAGGUCUUCCCUGACUACUGCAGCGGAACCGCGUAUGUGCUGUCCCGCUCUGCCGCCAGAAAGAUCUCCCAGGCCAGCGCCGCCUCCCCCAUACCCUUGCCCCUGCCCCCAGAGGACGUCUUUAUGGGGCUGUCUGCCAUGAAGGCCGGCAUCGUCCCGUCCCACUGUCCCCUGUUCUCCGGGGGCCCCGGUGUGCCAUACAGCCGCUGCUGCUACCAGGCCAUGAUAUCCGUGCACCACACUUCCCCCAGAGAGAUGGUUGCCUUAUGGACUGAGGUUCAGUCCCCACCUCCUUGUUCUUGGCUUAGUCUGAAGGCAUCUUUGGGCAUCUGCAAGAUCAGAGCCUUGCUCAAUGAUCUGAUGGGGGAAGGCGAGGAAUGACCGUGGGAUGACUGUGACGAGGGAUUGAUGGGGAAGGGGAGCUAUAGAAGGAAACGUGAAAAAUAAAGGGGAGAACACUUGGGAAAUAAGCAAAAUUCACAGAGCACUACACUGUUUGCAGACUUGUUUGCAUUUUGCUUUCUGUAUAUUUUUUGUUACUGGCAAAGUGCAUGAUGCGUUAUCCUUUGUAGGCUUGACACGUGCAUCAAAAUGCAUCUGCGAACUCGGGUUCCCCGACGCCUACUAAGGGCUGGCUGAAGAUCUGCUGUUCACCGUGGAGAGAAAACGUACAAUCAUGCAGCAACUGAGACUGGAAGACUGAAGUAAACAGAAAUAGGGCCCAUAUGUGUGAAAAUAGUUACACUUUAUAUUGAUAAUGUUUAACGGUGGGUAGUGUUGUUACCUCACAUCUUUGGGGCUCAAGGUUUGAUGGUCACUUAGUCCAGUGUUUUGCCAACCCGGUCCUUGUUGACCCAUAGACAGCCCACGUUUUUGC